CUAGUAUAGAAGUUUAAAAUGUUUACCGUUAAGGUAACAUUGCUGUUACUUUUACUUGUCCAACUUAGUUACUCUCUGCCAUUGAAUAGUAACAAAUUACCCUCGGAUACGUUUGGGGGGUUCGGGCAACAUAAUGACAACGCUAGAAACCGCCCUGCUCAGUUUUCACCGCAGGGAAGCAUCAAUGGUCUUAGACCUGGAAAUAUAGAAGACACUUAUAAAGAUGAAACUCGAGGUCAAUUCCCGCAGUUUUUUCAACAUGAAGGCGCGAAAGAUGACCUGGAUAUAGGAAGAUCAAACGAAGAUGAAGAGGACUUGGAUGGAGGGAACCCACGUGAGGAUGUGGAUGAUGAUAAUGCUGAGGAUGAUGAGCCAUAUGAAGAUGAGGAAGAAACCAAUGAAGGAGAGGAAGAUGACGAAGAAGCGAGGGACGAUUUGUUGGAAGAUGAUUCUGAUAGAUCUCCAAUAGUUGAUGCAGAUGCUGGUGAGCAGGAAGAUACAGAUUCGGAAGAAGAGGCAGAGGAUGAUGACCCGUAUUCGGACUCAGAUGAAAGUAGAGAUCCAGAUUCAGAAGAGCGCGAAGAUGAAGAUGGGCAGGAUAAUAUAGAGCCAGAUUCGCACGAUCGAACGGAUCAGGAUCCGGAAGAAAACACGGAUCAACAUGGUCAAGAUCCAGUAGAAGAUCAAAACAAUGUUGGUGUUCAGAACGCGGGUGUUUUCAACAACAAGUUAAACAUUCCGCCAGACCUUUCUAUGUACAAGGUUAAAAAAGGCGAAGAUUCUGUUGGAGAAUUAAAUACCCCGGGUAAAGUGCCUUUAAAUCGAGCCGGUUUGUUGAAAGAUUCAGAAAACGCUCAUUCGAGAAAACUACCUGAUAUGAACAACUCGCCGCAAAAUGGUUUCGACGCUCCCGAGUUUCAACAGCAAGACCAACGUGUUGCUACGCCUGAUGCUAACGAUGAUGUAACGAUAAAUAACGAUCACGAUGAGGAUGCUGAUAGUGUAGAGGAAAAAAGCGUGGAUACGGAUGUGAAUGUAGACGACGCGGAUACUAAAAAUGAUGACGUCACGGAAAACAAUGAUGAAACUGAUGAUGUCACCGAAAACAAUGACGAAACUAAUGAUGUCACGGAAAAUAAUGACGAAACUGAUGAUGUCACGGAAAAUAAUGACGAAACUGAUAAUGUCACUGAAAACAAUGACGGAACCGAUGAUGUCACGGAAAAUAGUGACGAAACUGAGGAUGUCACGGAAAACAAUGACGAAACUGAUGAUGUUACGGAAAAUAAUGACGAAACUGAUGAUGUCACGGAAAGCAAUGACGAAACUGGUGAUGUCACGGAAAACAAUGACGAAACUGAUGUUGUCACGGAAAACAAUGACGAAACUAAUGAUGUCACGGAAAACAAUGGCGGAACCGAUGACGCCAUGGAAAAUAAUGACGAAACUGAUGUUGUCACGGAAAACAAUGACGGAACUGAUGAUGUCACUGAAAACAAUGACGGAACUGAUGACGCCAUGGAAAAUAAUGACGAAACUGAUGUUGUCACGGAAAACAAUGACGAAACUGAUGAUGUCACGGAAAAUAAUGACGAAACUGAUGAUGUCACGGUAAACAAUGACGAAACUGAUGAAGUCACGGAAAACAAUGACAAAACUGAUGAUGUCACGGAAAACAAUGACGAAACUGAUGAAGUCACGGAAAGCAAUGACGAAACUGAUGAUGUCACGGAAAAUAAUGACGAAACUGAUAAUGUCACGGAAAACAAUGACGAA
Messenger RNA from Ciona intestinalis (vase tunicate), 1776 nucleotides. Lineage: Eukaryota; Metazoa; Chordata; Ascidiacea; Phlebobranchia; Cionidae. The record is from RefSeq and is a predicted model, not a curated record.